AGUCGAGGACAUGUCAAGUAGCAAGCCACGGCCGGAGCUUAAGGACUUGGGAACAAUUACGGGUGAAUUUCGUGUCGGCAUCUCACAGAAGGAGGAGCACUAUGAGAAACCAUACCACGAUACGUCGAACAAGCCCACGGUCGGCCAUGAAAACGUCCAUGAAAAACAUCUCAAGGGUCAAGCGAUAUCGCAGCAGGCGAAGUACGCUUAGCCUCGAAUUGCAACACACGUAUCUUAUUGCUAAUACUGGCAGACCGGGAGAUCCGUCUCGCAUCCCUGAGCCCAAUACUGUUCGUGUCAGGUACCUGAACGACUGUGAACCGUUUGCGACUUUCCAAUUUCGAUAUCGUUCACGUAGGGUCCUCCAGAUUCUUUGCCUCAUUCCAAGAAGUCCAAGUCCAGUGCCGCUCGAGGAUCGGCCAGAGGAGAGUCUCAGUAGAGAGGAGCUACUAGAACUUCUCCGCCGACAGAAGGCACGUCAAGAAGAGCAGAUCACGAUCAAGAGAGAGCUCAAGCGAGAGCGUGUUGACGACGAUGAGAGUGAUGAUGAACUUGUCGUCGUAUCCUCUCGACCACCCGCCUCAAAGGUGAAGACUUCGGUCAACGUGGACACUGGUGUCGAGACUAUCGAUCUGACAGAUGAUUGAAAUGGGAUGUACCAUGGUUGGGCCACGCACACUUGCCGCCAUCCACCCCCGACAGAAACACGGCGUUUGUUGUUUUACAGCAUGACACCCCUG
Aureobasidium subglaciale EXF-2481 is the source of this 740-nucleotide messenger RNA. RefSeq lists its product as uncharacterized. NCBI's taxonomy places the organism in Eukaryota, Fungi, Ascomycota, Dothideomycetes, Dothideales, Saccotheciaceae. Bases 102 to 647 code for a protein of 181 amino acids. The record is from RefSeq and is a predicted model, not a curated record. The transcript has 3 exons.